CACACGGGUCGACCACUGUGUGUGGUUGGUACUGCCUUGUACGCGGUACAAAAUUAGCGAACGAACCACUGCGACUGUGCAAGCAAGCAAAAAGGCAACAAACAGCAUAAAGUUUUCCCGGUUGUUUUCCGUGUGUAUUUUGGCGGUUCAUUGGUGCCAACUAUCAGGAAAAUAUAUCUUCGCCGAGUACUGGCAGCGUGUGGUGUGUUAUCCAUUUAUUAGUUCGCCGAUAGUUACUGGCUGGCUUGACUUUUUCGGACGCUUGUAGGAAAAAAAUAUCCAUUGUGUUGCAUUUGGUACUGCUAGAGAACAGCGCUGCAUUAUACGAGCUUGGUGUGAAUUAAUUUUUUAGCUCAAUCUUGCUACUACUACAGCGAAUCCAUCCUUUUCGUCAAGAUUCCGGCUCUAAAGGGAAAGGAAAUGGAUCCGGCCGAUAUAGGGAAGCAUCCGGACCUGAUAAAAAAAGCCCAGGCAGAUAUUUCGCACUGCGAUGUGCUGGUUUGCGGGCGAUGCCAUUCCGUGUUCCACCUGGUCGAACUGUUCCGCGAGCACAAAGAGAAUGAGCCGGACUGUAAACGGGCGUCCAACUCGACGCUGCACAACUGUGACGAAGCGCAGGCGAAGGUAUGGGCUUUCCUGCUGUGGAAAUCAGCUCAGCGUCCUGCGACCGGCGAGGAGAAGAACGCCGGCGGAAGCAAUUCGUGGAAGCUCUACCAGACCUGGGUCAAGCUGGAAGAGUCCGUGCGUGAUACAUGGAUCGUUGCGGGCAAAACAAUCCAAUCGUUUUCGAAGACCGGAGCCGGAAGCCUUCAGGAAAUGCCAGUGAAAAUUACCAAAACGAUUCUUGAGCCACAAACUGAGGAUAAAACAAAUGUUCCGAACCGCUUUGCGCCAACGGUGCGCAAGCUGGCAGAUGGGAAACCGAACACACCCGGGAAUACGGUUGAUACGAAAAAUCGUAUCGUUGUCGGUGCCCAGAUGGGUGUGGUGAAGAAAGUGGACGGCACGGUCGUUAAAACAGGUACCGUUAGUACGCCGGCCACCGCAAGACGCUCGUUUGCAACGCGCACCCACCCCAAGACGGGGGCAUGCUCCGAGGAAGAGGUGGAAAAAAUCUUAGCCAAACGCUUCAGCCCAAUCAUCAAGAUGCACGAGUACCUGGUAAAAUGGACCAAAUGGUCGAACGAUCAAAACACCUGGGAACCGCUGACUCAUCUGCACUCCUGCCAGAGCAUUCUGGAGCAUUUCGAGGUGCAGCUGGCUAAGCAGAAGGAACAGCGCGCCGCUACGGCCGCCCGCGUUCUACAGCAGCAGCGCCAAGAAAAGGGAGGAAUCGGUACGACUACCACUACCGGAAGCACAAGCACUGGGACGACGAGCACCACCACCACCGCUGCCGGGGCCGGCACCGGCUCCAUGUCUUCGGCAGCCGCUGCAGCAAAUCAACUCCGCCCCGUGCGCAACUCAAAGGCAAGUGCCCUCGAUCGUGUAAAGCAAUGGACCGCUGGCAAUCAGUCGCCGGGUGAUUCGGCGGAAGAUGCAACACAGCUAGGAAAGCGCAAGCUGGAUGAGGGUGACGCCGAUGGUGCCGGCACGGGCAACGAUGCCGAUGGGGUCGAUGCAGCGAAAAAACUCCGCACCGAAUCCGUUAGCGAUGCCCUUACGAAGGUGUCGCAGAGCGGAAACGUGAAGAUAAUGUCCGUUUCGGCCGCCACCGGAUCGUCGGGCGUCAGCAAAACGGCGGUGAACGGGACGAUGGCGUCGGCAAAGGAUGGUAGCGCGGCGGAGGUCGUUAUUAUCAAAUCGCCCAAAGACGGUAUCGCCAGUGGCAUUAGCAAAAAGCCGCCCGGUUUGGUGGUGGGCAGCAGCAUCACCUCACGGCUAUCGCCCCGCAGCGAAGCGGCCAAGGUAAAGAUCGUCUCCAAGUCGGAAAUGGGUGGUGUGCACGGAAUAUUCAAAAUCAAAACCGACCCGACCGGUUCUUCCCCACAGAGCUCUCCGAAGACGGUGACGACAGGUGCGGCCGGUGGUACAACGACUUCAGCUUCCUCGCGCCCUGUUACCAUCUCCUCGACGGACAUGUCGGGUGUGACGACACGCAUCAUACGUCGAAACAUCGACGGUACGGAGCAGCUGAUAAAGCAAACGAUUCGCAAGGCACCGAAGUUGGUAGCAUUUCCUCCAGGCUCACAGCAGCGCCCGGUCGGUACGGUGAUCGGUGUCACCAAACCGGGCGGUGGUGCGGGUUCGGCAACAACACCUGUACCGAAAAUUACCACUUCUUCCGCCAUUGGUCAGCAACGAACGGCGUCCGUACCGCGCGUCAUUUCCACAACCCAGCAAAAGCCAUCGGUCAACCGGGUAGUAAGCUCCGUCUCCGGCACACCCGGCACGGUCAUGCGGACGUCAACGGUGACACGUACAUCGUUGGGUCCCGCAUCGUCGGAGCAGAAAAUUAAUGCACUGCGCCGACAGGGGGUUAACGUGGUGAAGCGCGUCAUCACAACCAGCACGCCGGUGUCCGGUGCCAAAAAAACGGGCAACGAAGAGGAAGAGAGUGAGGCCGAUGGUUUCGCGUCGAACAUUGCGCUGCCUGCUCCCCCAAGCCCACCCCGAGCGAUGACGCUCUGUCCGGUGACGGGUAAGGUGUUGGCCCAGGCAGAAGGUGAACCUACGCCCGUCCCCAGCCCGGAGGCGGAACCCGAGGAGAAGAAAUCGGACACCAAACAGGAAGGUGAGCAGAACAGCGCGGAAGGCGAACAGAUGGUUGUGGCCAGCGGAGAGCAGACGGACACGCAAGUGCAGCAGCUGCUGACGAACGAGGACGGUUCGGCCAUUAUUGUGGCAGGCGAGGAUGGCACCCUGUAUCAGGUGGCGGGUAAGAAUGCAGAAGGACAAACCAUACUGAUAACGCACAAUUCCGAUGGAGAGCAAAGCUGUGUGCUGGUCGCAUCGCAGGAGGGCGAGGAAGAUUCAACGGGCGCCGGGACGGCCGGUGUCCUGACGCUGGAUGCGGCCGUUUCGGAAGCCGUUGCCGUACCGCAAGAGGGACAAGAGAUGACAGAGGAGCAGGCAGCACAGUAUCAACAGUCCGUCGAUACAAACCAGGAGUUGACGAUCUCUACCGAAGAUUCACAGGACACGCAGAUAACGGCCGAAGUAGUACAAGCCGAUCAACCGUCGCCCGGCGGUACCAGACGAGUGGUCCUACUACUCCCCGAUGGAAGCUUCAUGAUGACGGAAGUUAACGACGAACAGUACCAGUCGUUGAAUCUGGUCAACUAAACAGCUUUUCGGGAUCUUGCUGCAAAUAGUGGAUUUCUUCGGGAAAGGAAGGAGAAUAUUGUGUAGGUUUAAGGUUUUAAAAUUAAUUAAGGUAACAUAUGCGUACGUUGUAAUAUUAUAUCUAAGUUUUGUAUUAAGUGAGCUUUUGCUUUUACGUUAUUUUACUCGCAAUGUAUUGCCGAGAAAUUUUUUUUUAAAGGACUUAACCUCAGCUUCUGCUCAGUGAAAGUUAUGAUUAUACCUAAAUAAGCAUUAUACAUACGAGCAAAUGAUUCCUGUAAUUUGCUAAGUAAAUUAGCUACACAAACCUAUCAAAACAGACAGAUAGUUACAGCACAAUCGUACAUUAGCAAUACAGAGUAAAUCUAUAAACAGUAAAAAAAAAGUUUACCUAUAACAGCAAACUCUGAAUGUUUGCUUGCUAAUUGUAUCACAAAUUUCCACAGCAAUAGGCUAGUAACGCUAUCGAAAUAAUUACAUAUUAAAUGUUAUAACGAUGCAGGUUGAGCUUGUACAAAAAUGCUACUUAUAGUAAGCGGACAGCAGCUUGACCAAUAUUUCAGAAUAAUAUAUUAGUAGCAAAACUACGUUUGCGAUCAGCUACUAGUUGUGUGAAAUUAAGCACACCGUCUCAUCCGAAACCUUAUUCUCUAAUACUGAUGACUUCACGGGAAGUCUCCAUCCAUUGUAUUCCCCUGUAAUGCAGAUGAUUAAUUUGGCUCUAAAGCACUGAAUAUUUUUCCUUUAGUAAGUAUUUAGUAAGAUGAAAAGAUAUUUUACAUUGCUGAAUUCUACGUGCGCCUCCGAACAGUAUUCAACGGUCAUUUUAAAUAUCUUCAGCAAAAUUUCCGCAAUAUCGUAUUGCACUGGAAAGACGAUGUUAACAAAUUUAUUUUGUUAAAUAUACACAACCGGGUCACUAAAAGGCAGUACACCCGAUCGUUAGGUGUUAAGUAAAACUAGGUAUAUCGCAACAUGCUGCCCAAAUGUCCGAUCGAAUGAUCUGCAGUGCGAUUGGCAUAUGUCAUCAAAUGAAUCGUCAGUAGUUGCGGUGCGAAGGGCAGCAAAUCACAACAUCCAAAUCAUUCGGUUUUGCAUUUGCGUUCCGUAUCAUCCAAAGUUGGCGAUAAUCCAUCCUAGUUAAUCGAAGAUAUUAUACUAGGCUGGACGCAACUUCGAUACAACAAAAAAAGCCCAUUAAAAUAAUUUCCAACAGUUUGGAAAAAAAAGGAAGUGUGUGCAACGACGCGUGUGUCUACUGUGCGUUAAUGUUUCUUUAGCAAAGAACUGAAAUAUCGCCUACAAUAAAUUCCACUACAGUACAGCAGGCCCCAUUGGCAGUGUGCAGAAAACCAAGCGA
Messenger RNA from Anopheles funestus (African malaria mosquito), 4645 nucleotides. RefSeq names its product ADP-ribosylation factor 1 (gene Arf79F). Bases 421 to 3285 code for a protein of 954 amino acids. Gene Ontology annotation, cellular component: pericentric heterochromatin; cytoplasm; plasma membrane. The record is from RefSeq and is a predicted model, not a curated record. The transcript has 7 exons. Gene Ontology annotation, molecular function: GTPase activity; GTP binding; chromatin binding. Gene Ontology annotation, biological process: chromatin organization; intracellular protein transport; vesicle-mediated transport. NCBI's taxonomy places the organism in Eukaryota, Metazoa, Arthropoda, Insecta, Diptera, Culicidae.